UGCAUUUACCCGGGACAAAAUAAACUCAUGGUUUGUUUUCCGGGUUGGCAGUGGAAGCCUGGAAGGGACUGUAAUACACACUGUUAACUGCUGCAGGAACGGUGUAAAUUGUGUACAAGGCAGAGCUGUUACAGGAGCAUCGCGCUAUGCACAUACAGUAGACGAGAGAGUCCCCGCAAAGAUAUAGCACAGCGAACCCAGCAGCUAUGGAGAGGGAGGAUUAUUACCUGGAGCUGUGUGACCGGCCCAUUCUGUUUGAAAAAGCCACCGAUGUCAACAGCGUGUUCUUCGAUGAGGCCAAUAAACAGGUAUUUGCAGUACGGUCUGGCGGAGCUAUUGGUGUUGUGGUUAAGGGUCCCGAAGACAGGAUUCCCAUCUCUUUCAGAAUGGAAGACAAAGGAGAAGUGAAGUGUAUUAAGUUUUCAUUGGGAAAUAAGAUUCUCGCUGUGCAGAGGACCAGUAAGACUGUGGAUUUUAUCAACUUGAUUCAGGACUAUUCUCAGCUGGAAUAUUUUCAGGAAUGUAAGACGAAAAAUGCAAAAAUUUUGGGAUUUUGCUGGACAAGUGCAACAGAGAUUGUCUUCAUAACUGACCAAGGAAUUGAGUUUUACCAGGUCCUGGCUGAAAAGCGGUCUUUGAAGCUCCUCAAGAGCCAGAGUAUCAAUGUCAACUGGUACAUGUACUGCCCAGAGAGCUGUGUUAUACUGCUGUCUACUGCCAACCUCUGUAAUGUGCUGCAGCCGUUUUAUUUCAGGAGUGGAACAAUGUCAAAGAUGGCAAAGUUUGAAAUAGAGUUGCCAACAUCUACUGCCAAGGUGGCAAAGAUUUCUGAAAGAGACAUAGCAAUGGCAACAAUAUAUGGGCAGCUCUAUGUUCUGUUCCUGAGACAUCACGCAAAGGCCUCUAGCAGUCCUGGAGCUGAGGUUGUCCUCUAUCAUUUACCCCGGGAAGGUCCAUGUAAAAAGAUUCACAUCCUGAAACUCAACAGAACUGGAAAAUUUGCUUUAAACGUUGUAGAUAAUUUGGUUGUUGUCCAUCACCAGGACACAGAGACAUCUGUAAUCUUUGACAUCCGAUUACGGGGGGAGUUUGAUGGCACAGUAACCUUGCAUCAGCCGGUGCUUCCUGCCCAAUCCAUACAGCCUUACCAGAUCCCCAUUGCAGGCCCAUCAGCUGUGGCUGGACAGCUCCCUACACAGUGUAAACUCUAUUCCUCAUCCUGGAUUGUCUUUCAGCCAGAUAUAAUAAUAAGUGCCAGUGAAGGAUACCUGUGGUACCUACGUAUUAAACUUCAGCCAAUUGUGCACUUGCUUACAGACAAAGGGCGAUUAAUGGAUUUCUUGCUUCAGCGCAAGGACUGUAAAUCCGUUAUUUUAUCAGUGUGCUCGCAGAUGUUAUCCGAGGCGGAUAGAGUUUCGUUACCUGUCAUUGCUACAGUGUUUGACAAGCUGAAUUGUGAAUAUAAGAAAUAUCUGGAGGCUGAGCACAGCUAUACUUUGGCUGUUGAAACGAGUCAAGGUAGAAGCAACGCACUUUUGAAAAGGCCUGUGCGGGGACAAGCUGUCAUAGACCAGUCAGACAUGUACACCCAUGUAUUGUCUGUUUUCACCGACUUGAAGGAGGCUCCGCAUAAGUUCAUCAUAGCUGUUCUAAUGGAAUAUAUCCGUUCUCUAAACCAGUUCCAGAUUCCUGUACAGCAUUAUCUCUACGAGCUGGUGAUUAAGACAUUGGUGCAGCACAACCUCUUCUACAUGCUCCACCAGUUCCUGCAGUAUCAUGUGCUCAGUGACUCCAAGCCUCUGGCCUGCCUGCUGCUGUCCUUAGAGAGCAUCUAUCCCCCAGCCCAUCAGCUGUCCCUUGAUAUGUUAAAGAGACUUUCUACAGCCAAUGAUGAAAUUGUUGAGGUUUUAUUAUCCAAACACCAAGUCCUAGCAGCCCUGAGAUUUGUGCGAAGCAUUGGCGGACAUGACAGUGCCUCAGCCCGCAAGUUCCUGGAUGCCGCAAAGCAGACCUGCGAUGAUAUGCUGUUUUAUACAGUCUUUAGGUUCUUUGAGCAAAGAAACCAGCGUCUUCGUGGAAAUCCUAAUUUCACUCCAGGAGAACACUGCGAGGAACACGUGCUCUUCUUCAAGCAGCUCUUCGGGGAACAGUCUCUGCUGAAGAUCGUAGCUUUCUAGCCGACAUAUAAACAAAUCUGUAUAAAGUUUAUUUAUUACUGUAAUAAUAAAGUCCAUGCGCCUUCUGCUUAUAAAA
Molecule: messenger RNA, 2253 nt
Organism: Pseudophryne corroboree (corroboree frog)
Lineage: Eukaryota; Metazoa; Chordata; Amphibia; Anura; Myobatrachidae
Gene: RMC1
Product: regulator of MON1-CCZ1
Exons: 20
Coding region: 207-2177 (656 amino acids)
Biological process (GO): regulation of autophagy
Cellular component (GO): lysosomal membrane; Mon1-Ccz1 complex; late endosome membrane
Source: RefSeq, a predicted model, not a curated record